AUGAGCAUCCGAGGGAUGCUGCGAGCCGCUGUGCUUCUGCUGCUCAUCAGAACCUGGCUCGCGGAGGGCAGCGACCUCAGUUCCACCCCGAAAUUCCACUUAGAGCUCUCCUCCACCGUGCCCGAAGUCGUCCUGAACCUCUUCGACUGCAAAAACUGUGCAAAUGAAGCUACAGUUCACAAGAUUUUGGACAGAGUGCUGUCGAACUAUGAUGGCCGUCUGAGGCCCAAUUUUGGAGGUGCCCCUGUGCCAGUGGGAGUGUCUAUCUACGUCUCCAGUAUUGAGCAGAUCUCAGAAGUGACUAUGGACUAUACCAUUACGAUGUUUUUUCAUCAGACCUGGAAAGAUCCACGUUUAGCAUAUCAUGAGACCAACCUUAACUUGACCCUGGACUAUCGGCUGCUUGAGAAGUUGUGGGUCCCUGACUGCUACUUUCUAAAUAGCAAGGAGGCUUUUGUUCAUGAUGCAACUGUGGAAAACCGUGUGUUUCAGCUUCACCCAGAUGGAACAGUGCGGUAUGGCAUCCGGCUCACCACCACAGCAGCUUGUUCCAUGAACCUGGAAAAAUUCCCUCUGGACAAGCAGACCUGCAAGCUGGAGGUGGAGAGCUAUGGUUACACAGUUGACGACAUCCUGCUCUACUGGGAAGGCAGUGGGAAUGCCGUCCAGGGGACAGAGAAGCUUCACAUCCCUCAGUUCAGCUUCUUGGGAAAGACGAUCAGUACCAAAGAGGUGUUUUUCUACACAGGUUCCUAUGUGCGCCUGAUCCUGAGGUUCCUGGUCAAGAGGGAAGUCACCAGUUACCUUGUGCAGAUCUAUUGGCCCAGCGUCCUCACCACUGUUGUUUCUUGGAUAUCAUUUUGGAUGAACUAUGAAUCUUCUGCAGCCAGGGUGACAGUCGGUUUGACUUCGAUGCUCAUCCUGAACUCCAUCAACUCACAUUUGCGGGAUAAAUUCCCCCAAUUUUCCUGCAUCAAGGCCAUUGACAUCUAUAUGGUCGUAUGCUUCUUCUUUGUGUUCUUGUCCUUGGUGGAGUAUGUCUACAUCAACUACCUUUUCUACAACCGAAGAGGAUCCCGGCAUUCUCAGAGGCAACUCAGAAGAGCCCUAAGAGUCAUGGAGCGCUACCGCUACCAAGAAGUGGUUGUUCAUACAGCAUUCAAUGACCAGGUUCACCUAGAAGAUGAAACUGACUCUCCUCCCUCCAGCCCACGGUGGGCUGGCCUAGCAACCCCAGAAAGUCUUGGCUCUUUGGCCUCCCUCACAAAGGAGGCACCAUUGGCCUCCUCAGAAAGCCUCAGUUCGCUGUCCUCUCUCUCUGAUGGGGCCUCUCUGGCCACCACAGGAAGCCUGAGUGAUCUCCCGUCCACCUCAGAGCAGGUGGUGCACCACGACGGCAUUCGAGUUAAUGGUAUUGAUGUUGACAAUAGUGUUGUUCCCACUGAAAUCCGCAACCAUCCUGAGGCCCAUGACUGUGCUGAGACCCAUGACCCAGAAGAAGACCCUGAAGAGAGCUCUGACUCCAAUGAGAGUGAAGAUGAUGGCCCCAGCAGGAGGCGUCUGCUUGUCCAUGGCCAGAGGCGUGAACAAAAAGCAACCUAUGAGCUGCAGGAGAUCUAUAACACCCUUCAUGAUAUACAUAGCUUACCUGAUGAUGUCACUGUUGAGAGCGGCUACCUUGACCUUGAGAAGCAACUCAAGUGUAAAGUUGACAGUACCCGAAGCCUCUAUAGUGAUGAUUCUAUGGACUUUGAUGGAGACAAGGAGAGCAACUCAGAGUCUGAUGACAGUUUCCCCCCAAGCCCUGGCUGCUCCUUCAGUAAAGGGUUCUCUUCCGAUCUCUUUCACCCUGACUACAUCCCUAAGGUUGACCGAUGCUCCCGGCUCCUCUUCCCUCUUGCCUUCGUGGUGUUCAACGUUGUGUACUGGGUGUAUCAUAUCUAUUAGUUCCCUAGUGUCCCCAAGUGGCAGGGACACUGUGCUGUGCUCCUUUCGUAGUUCCUUUUUGUUCCAUUUGCCUUCUUUUCUGUCUUCAUUUUACUUUAUAGUUCUUGGGCACUUGAGUCCAUUCCACCUUUUUCUUUAUAAACAUGAUGUGGGGAGUAGUUGAAAAGGAUGUAUUCUGGCCAGAAGGGAAGGGAUUGAGAAGGAGUUCGAGGUAAAGAACACACUGAAUUUCUUUUCCUUCUGAAGACUAUCAUGUUGUCAAUGACUUCUAACACCUAAUUAAGACAGAAAAGCCACAUGGAAAUGUUUACAGGACAGAGAGGAGCCAGAUUGGAGGACAAGAAGUAUCCGAGCCCUGUGUACAAAAACAUUUCUGGGGACUUUUCUGUCCCAUUGAAGUGUUGAAUUUUCUUUUUCAUUCUUUUUUUCUUCUGUUUUUUUUUUCCCUUCCUAGUGAUUAUGGUCCUUGCUCACCCUCUGCUUAGGGUUUCAUAAGAGAAAGCCAAACUGGGUUGUAUAAGGGCUAGCCAUCUCUUGCAAGUGCAGGGGGUGGCUCUAGGGAACUUGGGGAUCCUGAAAGUGCCUUUUCCCCACUAUUUCUUCUGUUGCAUUUUGAGUGUAGUGUUCUGGUUCAGGGUGGGUGAGUAGGGGUGCUGAGUGAGAUGUCAGGAUGAGUGAGACAGCAUGCUUCCAGCAGGAGCUUGCAGAGCAUGAUGAUGCUGGAUUGGAGAUUACUCAGAUUGAGCCAGCAUCUUUGGAGGGGUUGAAACUUCUCUUGUGUAUGUGUCUGCUUCAAAAUGCUUGAAGAUAGGGGCUCAGUUACAUCUGCCUGGUCAGAUGCUGGGUUGAUCAUCACUAGACACAGUGCAAGCACUUGGUGAAUGAAGACUAGGGUUAGGAAAGUUCACCAUCUAAUCUAGAAUUGCAGAUGAACAACUGUUGUGAGUCUAGAUAAUAAUUCUUUCUGUUUGUCUAGUGCAUAGUAAGUGUCAACAAACUCACCCACACAUCACAUUGCCAAACCCUCACAAGAGUCCUGUCUGGCAGAGAAGGCAAAGCACAUUGUCUCCAGUGUUCUGAGGGGGAAAAAUGGAAUUUAUGUACCAUGCUUGAGGGCAUGCAUCCAAUGAGGGGUGGAGUCAUCCCACUCGCUCUUCCUUCUGCUUGUCCUCUUAACUCUGUCAGCUGAAGCUGUCCCCUCUUGCCCCUCUCUUUUACAAAAGGGUGUGUUCCAUCAGGUUCUGCUUAUGUGCCAGGCAUCAGACCUCAUUCUACAGCACCUGGAGCUGCAGAAAGAAGCCAGUGACCAGCCAAUAGGUGUGAACUGAGCACACUGAACAUGGGCACUGCCCACCCAGUGGGCUCCUAAGCGAAGAAGGCAGUAGGCUGCAUGCCAACUUGCCAAGCAGCUCCACUUCAUUGAUACAGGAGGUGGGGGAGCAAGACUGGUGAAGCACUCAGCUGAUGUCCCUCCUUCCUAUGUAGGCAGCUUCUCCUGCAGCUCCUCAGCCACUUACACUGUUAACUGUGUUCCUAUAUUUGUGUUUCUGUGUAUACCCGGGUGUUGUCUGCAUCACAUACAAUCUGCAUUGUUUAGUUCUGCAUGCACAUGCAAUCACUUGAGAAGCUGUAUGGUUCUAUGUACGUCAGUGUAAGUCUAUAUUGGUGUGUGUAAGAUUGUAUAUAUAACAACAUGUAGAUGCAAAUGUGUGUGCACCCCUAUGAAAGAGUGUGUAAACUUAUGACUUAUGUAUAUGUGUUUAUAAGCUAUGUUUAUUUAUCUGAAAUGGGUGUAAAAGGAAAUACACCUGAAAGCAUAUAUAUUCCCUGUAGGUGGCCCCUCUGGAACCACCAGAAUUCUCUUGGUCUUUUCCCACAUCAGGGGUAGGGGGGUGUAUCUAGCCAGGCUAUUUAACUGAAUGUUUCUUUUCAAUUACCUUUUCCCAGGGAGCAGGGUCUCCCGGUUCCAAUCCACUCCUGUCUCCUGGAUGGAAGAGGCAGAAAAUGUGAAUGUAGUCUCAGGAAGUGAUCAUUUAGUGCCUUGAGGUAGGAAGUGCUCAGCAGUCUGUACAUAUAUACACACAGAUAAUGCACAAACACAGCCACACACAUGUAU
Molecule: messenger RNA, 4063 nt
Organism: Odocoileus virginianus texanus
Lineage: Eukaryota; Metazoa; Chordata; Mammalia; Artiodactyla; Cervidae
Source: RefSeq, a predicted model, not a curated record